GAGACGAAUGAAGUAGUUUGUCUCACGAGCUCUGCCCUCAUAAUCUUUGACAUUGGGGUUCAUUGUCAGAGUAGUGUUUAAAGACUACAAGAAAGUGACUGUGAUACCCUUCUUCCUACUUCCAAAACGCUUCCGCUGUCAUCUUAAAGAAACAUCUCAUCAAACAUCAUAAUGUUUUUUUGAUUUUAUUGUAGUGGACAGGGGUGAUAAAGUUCGUAUUGUGAUAGGCUGGGGCGGAUUAGAAUGACCCUGAUUCGCUGUUGUCUCUGAACCCUUUCUUGCACGUACAAAGGCUCAGCCGUGACUGUCAUUUGUGUUCUACCAGCUGCGACACUCGGUGCUCGAUUGCUUUCGACUGUAGGGACCAUGGCCGAUACGUGGGAUAAUGUUACAAUUCCUGAGUUCAACUCCCUUCUUCAAAUGGAUCCCUACCUCAAACAGUACGAAAAGGACUUCAGGAGGAGGUAUGGGCUGUUUGAGAAGCGUCUGUUGCUCCUGGAGGAGGCAGAAGGAGGCUUUGAUCAGUUCACUAGAAGCUACAGGACCUUUGGCGUGAACCGCAUGGCUGACAACAGACUGGUGUUGAGGGAGUGGGCCCCGGCCGCGGAGGCCCUGUUCCUUACUGGAGACUUCAAUGGUUGGGACAACUUCUCUCACCCGUACAAGAAGAAAGAGUUUGGAAAAUGGGAACUGUGUCUGCCCCCCAAGCAUGACAAGUCACCAGCCAUCGAACACAACACCAAACUCAAGGUUGUGGUCCACACUAAGAAAGGAGAGCGUCUGUACCGCAUCUCACCUUGGGCCAAGUACGCCACCCAGGCCGAGAAACAAGUCAUCUAUGACUGGGUCCACUGGGACCCUCCUCAACCGUACCUACACAUCCACCCUCGCCCCAAGAAGCCCCAGAGUUUACGGAUCUACGAGUCCCACGUGGGCAUCGCCUCACCUGACCCUAAAGUCGCCUCCUACACCAACUUCACAAUCAAUGUCCUGCCUCGAAUAAAAGACUUGGGGUACAACUGUAUUCAGCUCAUGGCUGUCAUGGAGCAUGCAUACUAUGCCAGCUUUGGUUAUCAAGUCACGAGCUUCUUUGCUGCAUCCAGGUACAUAAUUAUAUUUUAUUAACAUAGUUCUGAGUUU
This is a messenger RNA of Salvelinus namaycush (lake trout), 1140 nucleotides long. Its product is annotated as 1,4-alpha-glucan-branching enzyme-like. The record is from RefSeq and is a predicted model, not a curated record. Gene Ontology annotation, cellular component: cytoplasm. Gene Ontology annotation, molecular function: 1,4-alpha-glucan branching enzyme activity; hydrolase activity, hydrolyzing O-glycosyl compounds. Gene Ontology annotation, biological process: glycogen biosynthetic process. The transcript is spliced from 6 exons. Bases 367 to 1125 code for a protein of 252 amino acids. Lineage: Eukaryota; Metazoa; Chordata; Actinopteri; Salmoniformes; Salmonidae.